This is a messenger RNA of Solenopsis invicta (red fire ant), 2923 nucleotides long. It is a transcript of the gene wda, whose product is annotated as TAF5-like RNA polymerase II p300/CBP-associated factor-associated factor 65 kDa subunit 5L. The coding region runs from base 289 to 2058 and encodes 589 amino acids. Lineage: Eukaryota; Metazoa; Arthropoda; Insecta; Hymenoptera; Formicidae. Gene Ontology annotation, biological process: transcription initiation at RNA polymerase II promoter. The record is from RefSeq and is a predicted model, not a curated record. The transcript is spliced from 10 exons. Gene Ontology annotation, molecular function: RNA polymerase II general transcription initiation factor activity; protein binding. Gene Ontology annotation, cellular component: transcription factor TFIID complex.
CUACAAUGCUAGAAAUCGUUUUCCGAGAUCUUGGACAGAGAGAGUAUUGACCAAUCGCAUUAAUCAGUUCGUCAAAUUGUUUAAAUGUGAUUGGUCAAUUCUUUCUCUCUCCUUCUCUCUUUCUCUCUCUCUCUCUCUUACAUCUUUCUUUUUUCUUCCUUUUCCCACUCACAGGCGGGGUAGUUCGUGUUCCGUAAUCCGUACUGUCCUGUCACGCAUCUCCGUUUGCGAAUUUCGGGCAAUUCGGGCGGCACCGUUCGCGAGAUUCAUCGUCGCCGCCGGGCCUCGAUGAAGAUGAAACGGAUGAAAAGCGAAGUAAUCAGUGCAACGAUCGAGUCUUAUUUGAAACGGCGUCACUAUCAGGCCAACGACGUAUACCGCAGGAGCGAUCAGACGACGUUAUUCUGUCAGAACAGCGAUCAGACGACGUUGAACACGACCGCGGAGUGCGGUACCUCACAAGAGAAUUCAAUCGUUUUCAGUGCCAUCACCAUUGAUACCAUCGCCGCAGAUCAGGCUUAUCAGCGAUUGAGGAAAUGGAUGAGCAACAUACUCAACGAAAAGAUAAGGGUGGAAUUGCAGGGACUUUUAUACCCAAUAUUUUGUCAUCUUUAUUUAGAGAUGAUACAUACCGGUAAUCGACAGGCUGCAGCUCAGUUUCUAAAGUCACAUCAGGAUGAGUUUAUUAGUGACACUGAGCGAGACUUCUUAGAAGAAUUAGGUGAUGUGGAUACUAUACAAGACAUUGAUAUGAAAACUUAUGUAAAGGUGUUCAGAUCUAGAAAGUAUAAAGUAGAUUUAUCCGAGUCAGCUCAUGUUUGCCUGAGACAAUAUCUAACAAAGUAUGGACAUAUAAUAUUAAUGCAGAUUAUAAAUACACACAUCACAAUAAUCAGAAAGGAAGAUAGUCCCCAAAUUGAUGGAGAAGUACCUGAAGAAAAAAAUCAAAGAUAUGAAGCAAGUAUUAAUGGUCAUGUGGAACAGCCAUCUGGCACUGGUGUAGAUCGCGAAAUGCGAGAAUUGCAGGAAGCUAUACGAUUGAUACAGAACAAUGCUCAUCAACCAUUAAGAUUAUUUACUGUGAAAAAUGCUAUCGAAAAUGCAAGUUGUGGUCUUAUUGCUCCUAAAAUGGAUAAAUUAGCUGUAGGUUUUAGUACAGCCGAAAUACGUUUGUGGGGUAUAGGAGAAACGGUCUUGAUCAAGACGAAAGAUAAGCAAACGUAUAUUCCGUCUGCCUGUGAUAUAUCACCAUUUUGUAAUGAGCAAGAAAGCACAGUAAGGAGCGAAGCAGGGGCAAUAAUAUUAAGAGGACAUACGGAUGUGGUACACGAUUUAAGAUUUAUUCCAGAGGUAAACAUUCUUCUUUCUGUCUCAAGCGAUAAGGAUAUGAGAGCGUGGAGACUCAAUAAUUAUUCGUGUACAGCAAUAUAUAGUGGUCAUAACUAUCCUAUAUGGUGCAUGGAUACUAGUGUGUUCAAUUUAUAUAUCGGCACAGGCUCACAUGACAGAACAGCAAAAUUAUGGUCAUUGGAUAGGACAUUUCCCUUAAGAAUAUUCGCUGGUCAUUUUUUAGAUGUUAAUUGCAUAAAAUUUCAUCCAAAUGCGAGAUACUUAGCAACUGGUUCUGCUGACAAAACGAUAAGAUUAUGGUCGAAAGACGAUGGGAAUCUACUGCGAGUAUAUGUUGGAGCGCAAUCAACCAUUUACACUUUAGCUUUCAGUCCAGACGGCAAAUAUCUAGCUGCUGCAGGUGAUGAUAAGUCUAUAUCUAUAUGGGAUUUGGCAUCCAAUAAUAUAUUGACUGAACUGAAAGGUCAUAAAGAUACAGUCAUGAAUGUAGAUUGGAGUUUAGAUGGGCAAUACAUUGCCAGUGCAAGCCUAGACGGAAUCGUACGAUUGUGGCCUACUCAAGAUUUCAUCAAAACGUUGAAUGGAGGAUCGUCAAGUGUAAUGUCUCAAUCAGAGGCGCCACAAAUUUACCAGACAUAUUGCUCAAGCAUUCUCUCAUUGAACUAUUACAAGAAAAAUAAUUCGUUAAUUUGCAUCGGUACUAAAUAAUAUUUUAUUUAUAAUAAUUAAAAAAACUGAUUUUAACUGAAGUACGUUAUAAUCGACUAGUACUAUUAUGCUGAUCGAUUAUAAUGUACAUACUUCUAAAUCAGUUUUUUUUUUUUUUUUUAAUCUGAUGCUGUAUACUGACAAUUUUUCAGCAAACUUGAGACUGCCUUCGCGUUGUAAAAAGUUAAUUUUAUACAUUAUAUUUAAUUAAGAAUUAAGGGUUUAUAAUUGUAACUCUUAACGAUAACAUUGUUACAUUGUCAUUGCAAAACUUUUAAUAGUAUAAAAUAUCUCUACAACGACAAUAUAAUGAAGUCGUUUAGAGUUACAAGAUAGAUCCUUGGCUCUAUCAUUUAUAAGUUUUUACAGUAUUUAUAAGAAAUGCAUCAUACCAUUUCAAUAUAUUACAUACAACUGAAUCUAUAUUACCAUACUCUCAUUGAUUAUACUUUAAUUAUAUUUUUAUUUGUUUUAAUGUUUUUAUGCUAAUAUUCUUUUCAAAAAUUUUUUUAUAUUGAACCAGUGUAUGACCAGUAUAAGUAUUUUUCCUUUUUUAUUUUUAUCAUUCAUGUUUUGUUUUAAUAUUUAACUGUUACUUUUAUUUCACGAGAUCUUUUUUUGUUAUCAAAUUUUUCAUAAAUUCAAUCUAACAUGAAAAAUUUCAAGUAUUUAAUAAUAAAUUUUCAAUGAGAGAAUUCAGUAAGAGAAAUUAUCAGACAUUUAUGUCUGUGUAACUGUGCAUGUAAGUUUCCUAUGGGAAUAUUGUCUAAAGACAAUUCAGUGAUUUCUGUCUUGUUAUAAAGACUUUAUAAGUUGUGAAUAAUGUUAAAAAGUAGCGAGAGAAUACAAUUUUUAUAAGAACCAA